Hemibagrus wyckioides is the source of this 1605-nucleotide messenger RNA. RefSeq names its product nuclear factor of kappa light polypeptide gene enhancer in B-cells inhibitor, alpha b (gene nfkbiab). Lineage: Eukaryota; Metazoa; Chordata; Actinopteri; Siluriformes; Bagridae. The transcript has 6 exons. The record is from RefSeq and is a predicted model, not a curated record. Gene Ontology annotation, molecular function: protein binding. Bases 60 to 1013 code for a protein of 317 amino acids.
AGCGGAGCGGCUCAGAUCAGGUCACACUUCACACACACACACACACACACAAUCUUAAAAUGUCUCUUUAUCGGAACAUUAGCAGCACGAGCCCGAUGGAUUACGGUUCUGAAGGCCGCGCGCACAAAGCCGGGACGGUGAUAGACGAGCGGCUGGACAGCGGGCUGGAUUCCCUGCGCGAGGAGGAUUACUGCAGCGCUCGCGAGGAGUCCGUGACCGCCGAAUUCGAGAGGCUGAGUGUGGACGCAGCGCAAGAGGAGCGCUGGAGGACCGAGACCACGGAAGACGGAGACACGUAUCUGCAUCUGGCUAUCAUUCAUGAAGCACAAGACAUGGCGCUAAAAAUGAUCGAAAUGUCCUUCAGACACCCGUUCCUGAACAAACAGAACUACCAGAGACAGACGGCGCUGCACUUGGCCGUGAUCACGGAGCAGCCUCUAGUGGUGGAGCGCCUGCUGAAGGCCGGCUGCGACCCCAUGUUAGUGGACAACAACGGCAACACGGCGCUGCACAUCGCCUGCAGGACCGGAUCGCUGGCGUGUUUCGCUCUCCUCACGCAGAAAUGCUCGGAGUUUCUGUCGUCCAUCCUGCAGACACCUAACUACAGCGGGCAGAAAUGUUUACACGUAGUGGCUGUACACGGUUUUCUCUCGUUGGUGGAGAGCCUCCUCUAUUUUGGAGCAAAUAUCAAUGAACAGGAGCAGUGUAACGGCAGGACGGCUCUCCACUUAGCCGUGGACAUGCAGAACCUCGAGCUGGUGAAGCUGCUGAUCAGCAAAGGCGCUGACGUCAACAGCUUGACCUACGGUGGUCACUCGGCGUAUCAUCUCACGCACGGACGCCAGAACACAGACAUCCAGAAAGCGCUGCAUGACGUCACGGAUCAGGACCUGCGGGAUCUGCCGGAGAGCGAGGGCGAGGACAGCGAGGACGAAUACGACUACAUCUUCCACAGCAGUGAGCUGCAGUCUGAUGAUGAGUAUGAUGACAUUAAAGUGAUGGGGCAGGAGUAGAGAAGAGGCUUGGCGGUUCGGAGAGCUGAAGAUGAUUAAAAAUCGCCCGGUCCGGUGAGAGAAGACGUAAAAAGCAUACAGGAGGACAUACCGAGAAAAAUGUGAUCCUGAGCCUGGAAACGGGCAGGAGGAAGACCACGGAUGCAGAGAGGAACUGUGCAGGAAGUAAAGAUCUGAGUCGUAAAGGAAGAGGAAAACAGAAGAAGAGAGACAGACGUGCUGCCCAGGCCUGCGGCGAUACUGAGCUUUGCUAUCAUCAUCAUCAUCAUUAUCUGACUGUGUAUCAUAGUUUAUGAUAGUAUCGCCAUGGACAUGCAUCCCUUCCAACGUAAAAACAUCCGAAACAAGGACAGUUGGCAGCCGGCUGGGACGGAGCGGCGUGUUUAAUUCCUGGGUGUAUGGUGUAAUCAUCAGCACAUGCCUGGUGUCUGGACUGAAGCUCCACCCCUGCAGUGCUGCUGUAUUAAAGUGUAAUAUAUUGUGUAUAGACAGAUUUAUUUUUUUAAGUGUAAAUGUGUAUAGAUGUGUAUUCUGUUUUAUUCUGUUGGAAAUUCCAAAAUAUUCUGCUAAAUUAAAACCCCAUAAUUGCGCA